Molecule: messenger RNA, 3197 nt
Organism: Prorocentrum cordatum
Lineage: Eukaryota; Dinophyceae; Prorocentrales; Prorocentraceae
Source: the annotation of a GenBank genome assembly
UCCAUAUCGCGGUCUUUUCGGUCUCCGGUGGCCUCGCGGCCGUUCGGCUCAAGACUCCAGAUUUUUCAGCAUCGCAAUGGACAUUGGCUACAGUUGUCCUGGCAUAGCCAGAAGAUCCAUUGCGGAGUGGUCGCCCCCAGAGGUCCUAUCAUGGGUGGAGAGCUUCUGUGGUCCAGCGCCGCGGUUCCUGGAGGAGGAGAUGGACGGCGAGGCGCUGACGCUUGCGAGCGUCGAGCAGCUCAUGGCGCUCGGGCUGAAGCGCGGGCCCGCCAUCAAACUGCGCGCCAGGGUCGAGCAGCUGGCGGGCGGCGGCCCCGAGGGCGGCUUGCCCACGGGCAGUGGCACCCCGCUAGCGAACAGCACCUCGCUUGGCGCCGAUGACAGCAGCGUCGGGCGGAGGCUUUCGUCCUCAUCGCUUGGCUCCGACCCCCAGUCACUGGGACGCCUCGCGCACGAGAUCGGCGACGGGCCCACGCCCGUGGACCCCAGAGCGAGCCCCGGACCUGCCGGGCCCAUGGCGCCCCCCUGCUACCUAGUCUACAACGUCAGCGACUGGCUGAGCCAGCAGGGCGGGCCCGCCGCCUUCGAGCCUCCAGCGCCUCUUGGCGCCCCCGCGCUCGGGGCCACGGGCCUGCCCCCGCUUGCAGUUGGCGCCCUCGCCGGCGACCGCCCCGUCUUGGGCCCGAGCGGCGCCGCGGCGCCGCCGCCCGCGCCGUGCUCUGAGCGGCCUUCGGCGCUCGCCGCGGCGGCGCCGCCCUGCCGCGUGGGCCCCACGGCGGGCCCCGGUGGCGCCCUGGCCGCGCGGCCUGCCGCGCGGGGCUCCGGGCAGCGGGCGGCGCCCGCGGCGGGCUUCCAGGCCCGCGUGGCCUUUCACUCGGAGGGCACCCGCGGCGACGUCCAGCCUCUGCUUGUGCUGGCCACGGCGCUGAGCCAGAGGGGGCACAUGUGCAUGAUGUUCCUCGACCGCGGCAUGUGCGCGCUGGCGAGGACGUGGGGUCUGGAGGCCACGGAGGUGCGGCCCAGCAACAUCGAGGAGCAGAUGGAGUCUGAGGAGGUCAAGAAGGCCGGGAGUACUGGCGACUUCCUGGCUAUGGCCUGUGCAGGAAAGGAUGUCCGAGAUCAGGCAGAGGGCGCGCAGGCGGAGGUCGCCCGAGCGGCCAAGGAGAAAGUCUCGGCCUUCCAGCCGGAUGUCUUCGUCCAGACGUCUUCCGUCGGCUGGGUGCAAGAGUGGGCGGCCGCGGCCGACGUCCCCCUGGUGAGCAUCUGGCUCCAGCCCUGCUCCCUUCCGUCGGAGUCCUUCCGGCCCUCGGCGCUCUUCAGAGCCUCGCUGCAGCCAGGCCAGCCGACGAUGGACCUGUGGGCGAAGCAACUACAGUUCUGCCUGCGGCACGCGCUCCUUCGCGAGCAGAAGUGGCUUCGCGAGCACGCCGCGGGGGAGACCCUGGACGAGGCCAUCGCGCAUGGGCGCCUGGUGUCGGCGGACGACGUCUUCGACCAGUUCUGCAACAUCCCGGACCUGAACCAGCUGUACAUCUGCGCCUGGAGCAAGGCGCUGUUCGCCGCCCCCCCCGACUGGCCGGAGACGGAAAACCUGAUGAUCGUUGGCAGCUUCAGGCUGCCCGCCGCCCAGGAGGCCGCCCUCCUGGAGGGCCCCGGCGGCGGCUUCGGCGACCAGGAGCAGCGGAGGCGCUGCGAGGCAUUCCUCGCCGCGGGGCCGGCCCCCGUCUACGUCGGCUGGGGCUCCAUGGUCGUGGGCUCCGCCGCGCAGAUGUGCCGCCUCGCCGUGGGGGCCCUCCGGGAGGCGGGGAUGCGCGGCGUGGUGGUGGGCGGAUGGGCGCGACUCUCUGCCGGCCUGCUCGACGACGACCCCGCGCUGCAGGCCUACUGCGAGAGGGAGGUGCUCUUCCUGAGCGCGGCUCCGCACGCGUGGCUGCUGCCGCAGUGCGCGUGCGCCGUCCACCACGGGGGCAUGGGCACCGUCCAGGCCUCCGUGGGGGCCGGGGUGCCGACGGUGGUCACGCCGGUGUGGGCAGACCAGUGGAACGUGGCCGCGAGGGUGGCGGAGCUGCGGCUGGGCGCGCGCACGCAACAGACUCUGUCGAAGGUCACCCCCAGUGACCUGGGGGAGAAGAUUCGUGAGUGCUGCCAGGAUCCAGGACGCGGAGAUGCGGAAGAACGUGCGGCGGGCCUCGGAGGCCAUGGCGGACGAGGACGGCGUGGGCUCGGCCGUGAAGGAAGUGGAGGCGCUCCUGCGGGACGCGCGGGCUGGGCGGUGGGCCCGAAGGAGCGCAGCGCGGCGGGAGGCGCUGCGGGCGAGGUACGGCAGGAUCGGAGGAGUCUCGGGGCCAACGCCGCCCUGUCGAUGUUCCACCUCGAGUUCGCCUCGCGGCACCCGCAGCUGAGGGCGUGGGUUGAGAGGGAGGAUGCGAGCCUGCUCCGCUGCGCGGAGGCCCUCCGGGGAGGCAGGCUCUUCGUGGUCGCGUCCAGGUCCGGGCUGCUCGUCAGGGAGUCGGCCGGGCUCGGGUCCCGGGAGCUGGGGCGCCUCGGAGAUCACUUCUCCCUCGUGGAGCUCCUCGGGCCAGGCGGUGCCGAUGCAAGAGCGGGCAGGUGCAGGGUGCACCUCUUGGAGGGCAAGGGGCCCCCCGAGGGCUGGGUGUCCAGGAUCGGAGGGAUGGUCUCCGGGAAGGACGUGCUGAGAGUCGUCAGCAGUGUGCGAGAGGUCGGCCGUGCCAGGCUGGCGCGGAUGGGUUUGACCUUCGAUGACCUGAGCGGUGGAACCCCUGAGAAUUGCGCUGCCCAGUAGACUGCGGUUUUUAGCCCCCCACAGUGGGCCCUGCGGCAGAGCUCGCGAUCGCUCUGCCGCGUGCGGCCUGCAAUCCGUGAGCUCGCACGCGUUCUUGCGAAGGGUUCGUCGAUUGCAGGACGACUUGCGCGCUAUAAUCACAGUUUUAGUCGUGCCGACGGGUUGCGGGCUUCCGUUUCCAACUGCGACAGCGCCCGCUGGGCGCCGCAUUUUCUCAUCAUGCAUGGAGUGUCAUUCAAUCGGUGCGCCAUGGACAGGUGCGUCAGAUACUGACUCGGCGCAUUUCUCCGCCGCCGCUCACCGUGACCGACAUCAGACUCAAUUCUCACGUCGCCGUGAUGCGUAAUGUGUGCGUCACUGGGGAUAAGUGUGCGUCGUGUCUGGUUGAAAAAGG